Molecule: messenger RNA, 2004 nt
Organism: Bipolaris sorokiniana ND90Pr
Lineage: Eukaryota; Fungi; Ascomycota; Dothideomycetes; Pleosporales; Pleosporaceae
Product: glycoside hydrolase family 72 protein
Exons: 3
Coding region: 277-1641 (454 amino acids)
Biological process (GO): fungal-type cell wall (1->3)-beta-D-glucan biosynthetic process
Cellular component (GO): fungal-type cell wall; cytoplasm
Molecular function (GO): 1,3-beta-glucanosyltransferase activity
Source: RefSeq, a predicted model, not a curated record
GGUAUUAAUCUUGUUUGUGGACUUUCCUCCCCCCGUCCUUGUUCAUUGAUAACCCUUCAUUGUGUCUGUCGCUUUCUCUCUAGCUACAACCACCUUUGUUUCUUCCCUUUUCACUUUCACCUAAUUUCCAUUGCAACUUCGUACACUCGUUUUAUACGGGAGUUGCUUUUGCUCGCUGUAUCCCCGACUACGCUUUCCUCCUCUGCACUCGCUUGCUUUCUCUAUUGAACUGAAAGACCAUUCGUAAUCCGCAUCAUCCGCCACAAAUUUAGCAUCAUGAAGACCUACAUCUUCGCAGUCGCUCUAGCGGCUACUGCUGCUGCCAAGCCGACAGAGCAGAAGCGUGCUUCCAAGAUCACCCCAGUGACCGUCAAGGGAAACGCUUUCUGGGCCGGCAACGAGCGCUUCUACAUCCGUGGUGUUGACUACCAGCCCGGUGGUGCAUCCGACGCAAAGGACCCCAUUGCUGAUGAGGAGGGCUGCAAGCGUGACAUCUCCAAGUUCAAGGAGCUCGGCAUCAACACCGUCCGUGUCUACACUGUUGACAACAGUGCUAACCACGACACCUGCAUGGGUCUCCUCGCCGACGCUGGCAUCUACCUGGCUCUCGAUGUCAACACGCCCAAGUACUCGAUCAACCGUGCGAACCCUCAGAAGUCGUACAACAAGGUCUACCUCCAGAGCUUGUUCGCUACCGUCGAGAUGUUCUCCAAGUACGACAACACUCUGUUGUUCUUCUCUGGCAACGAAGUCAUCAACGAUGACAAGACGACUGACUGCGCUCCUUACGUUAAGGCCGUCACUCGUGACCUCAAGUCGUACAUGAACGCCCGUGGUCUCCGCAAGGUCCCCGUCGGCUACUCCGCCGCCGACGUUGAGUCCAACCGCUACGAGAUGGCCGAUUACAUGAACUGCGGCGACGACUCUGUCCGCAGCGACUUUUUCGGUUUCAACGACUACUCCUGGUGCGAUCCCUCUUCGUACCAGACGUCUGGCUGGAACAUCAAGGUACAAAAGUUCGCCAACUACAGCAUCCCCAUUUUCCUCUCCGAGUACGGCUGCAACACCAACACGCGCAAAUUCGAAGAAGUAAAGGCUCUCUACGAUCCCAAGAUGACCAAGUCCUACAGCGGCGGUCUCGUCUACGAGUACUCGCAAGAAGAGUCCAAAUACGGCCUCGUCGAGAUCAACGGCGGCUCGGUCAAGGAACUCCCCGACUUCACCGCCCUCAAGUCCGCCUUCGCGGGUACCCCCAACCCCACCGGUGACGGCGGCUACCUCGCCAACGGCCAGGCAUCGCAGUGCCCCUCUCAGUCCAAGACCUGGGAUGUUACGCUCAAGAGCAACGAGUUGCCCAGCCUGCCUGAUGGUGCCAAGGAUUUCUUUAACAAGGGCGCUGGUGAUGGUCCUGGUCUCAAGGGUGACGGUUCGCAGGAUGCGGGUUCUUCCACCCCGGAUAUUGGUGAUGCGGGCGCCGGUGCUGUUACCUCUGGAGGCAAGACGCCUACUUCUUCGGGCUCCCCCGCCAACUCUCCUGGCGCGGCUGCUAAUGUGCGUCCUAUGAGCUUUGGUCUUGCGCCCAUUGUCUGCGGUGCGGUUGUGCUUGCCUCUUCGCUUUUCGGUGGCGCACUUGUUUUGUAAGCUAUUUUACAACACUUUGCCGGCCUUUUCUCGAGCCGAGUUAUUAUAUCAAAACUCAAGUUUUCUACUACUACACCUUUUUUGGGCGCGCGCUCCCAUAGAUUAUUUCAUCGUCUAGACCCGUUUCUUAUAAAGAAAUGGCUCGCGGAUCAAUGUAGUGCAACGACCCAGUGCGGGCAACGUUUUUUUUUUAGAGUUUUUAGUUUUCAGCUAUCUGGGGAAUUUUAGACGUGAGAAUUUUAUAUUCUUUGUUCAACAUCAUGUUAUGCCAGUUCACACACACACUAUGUCCUUCCCUUCCGGUCUUGCUUCUCAUCGAUAUCAAAGCUUGUUAUAGUCCCUUUUUGCAUUCACAUUACGGCA